AUACAGGCUCAAAACCAAGCAACGCCGCGCCGACGCAAGACUACCAGAGAUGAAGACCGGCCUCGUGACACUACAGCUACUCACCAUCACCAUGUUUCUCGUGCUAUCGUCGCAUGCAGAUAGCACGGUGGCCAGGACUGGGCCAGACUACUUCCAGGACACCUGCUCGGCGAGGAUAUCUUCGGGGGCACGGUGCCAGCCUAGCAAGUGCGCCGCGGACUGCACCAGGCAAUUCAGGGGCGGCGUGGGCAGCUGUGACCGCUCGGGGUGUAUGUGCGUCUACACCUGCCCUGCGGUCUCGCCACUGGCAAUGAACGAAUCAAUCGCGUGACCCUGACUAUCUCGAUGCACAAGUAGUGACGGACGGGCUAGUAGCCGACCUGUGACGGCUUUGCGUCUGAUGAAUUCAUGAAAUGGAUCUGAGUAUAACCUGCUCGUUUUUUUUGGUCUUUGACUCUUUGUCAUGCUGUAGCAAGGUGAAAAUAAAAAGCAAUAUAUAAUAAAGGAUUCAUCAGGUGUUAGGUCA
Molecule: messenger RNA, 526 nt
Organism: Zea mays
Lineage: Eukaryota; Viridiplantae; Streptophyta; Magnoliopsida; Poales; Poaceae
Product: defensin-like protein 124
Exons: 2
Coding region: 50-331 (93 amino acids)
Source: RefSeq, a predicted model, not a curated record